Molecule: messenger RNA, 618 nt
Organism: Miscanthus lutarioriparius
Lineage: Eukaryota; Viridiplantae; Streptophyta; Magnoliopsida; Poales; Poaceae
Source: the annotation of a GenBank genome assembly
AUGGAAUGGGCCAUGGCGGAGCUCGUCACCCACCCGCGCACCAUGCGCAGAGCGCAGGACGAGGUCCGCACGGCGACGGCCGGCUCAACCGGCGUCAACGAGGACCAUGUCGCGCAGCUGGACGACCUCAAGGCCAUGGUGAAGGAGACGCUCCGGCUGCACGCGCCGGUGCUGUUGCUGGUGCCCCGGGAGCCGCGGGCGGACGCCGAGAUCCUGGGGUACCACGUCCCGGCGUGCACGCGCGUGCUGGUCAACGCCUGGGCCAUUGGCCGGGACCCCGCGACGUGGGAGCGCGCUGAGGACUUCGUGCCGGGGAGGUUCAUGGACGGCGGCACUGCCGCUACUAGCGUCGACUUCAGGGGGCAGCACUUCGAACUGCGGACGUUUGGCGCCGGCAGGAGGGUGUGCCUCGGGAUGGGGUUCGCGGAGGCAAGCGCCGAGAUGGCGCUGGCGAGCUUGCUGUAUCAUUUUGACUGGGAGGUGGCCGGCGGCGGUGUGCUGGGAAGCCGGAACCGGGAAGGGACGCCGACGCCAUCGUUGGACAUGACCGAGAUGAACGGGAUAGCCGUGCAUAUCAAGUCCGGUCUGCCGCUUCUAGCUAAGCCGUGGGUCCCUUAA